Messenger RNA from Chilo suppressalis (striped riceborer), 2260 nucleotides. Lineage: Eukaryota; Metazoa; Arthropoda; Insecta; Lepidoptera; Crambidae. The record is from the annotation of a GenBank genome assembly.
GAAAUGGCUUGUGUUUUAUUGAUAAAACUACAAUUUGCAAUCACAAUUUUAGUAUAGUCGAGACACACUUAGCGAAUGGUAUUGUUAUAUAAAAAUGUUUAAUGUUAUUUUUUUAUAUUAUAAAACAUUUUGUUAGUGGUGAAAGUGUUUUUAUGUGUGGUGUUGAUGAAGAAUUUUAUGUUUUAAAUUUGAACUAGUUUUCGGAUUGUACAACAGGCGUGAGGAGUGCGUCUGGCGGAGUGCGUGUGGAUCGGUGCGCCUGGGCGGGUGCGUCUGGUGCGUCUGGAAGGUCUGGGAAGGUCUGGUCGCCGGCGCGAUGGGAAGAUGGCUAAGCCUUGGCCUUUUGGCCCUCCUGACGAUCCAUGACCUCGUCGAUGGACAGGGCGCGGAGAAACGCCGCACCGGCAAUGUCUGUAACGUCGACAUGGACUGUCCUGACAACGCGUUCUGUCGGCAAGGAAGCUACUGCGUGUGUAAAGACGGCUUUGUGUAUGCCGCCGUCAACUCUACUCACAAGGGAUGUCUGAAAGAGGCCAGGAAUGGUGAAGAUUGUGUGCAGAACAUCCAGUGUCACUCGACGAUGGGAGUGCACUCGGAGUGCGCGAACGGAGUAUGCGCGUGCGUCGCCACUGCGCAUUUGGAUGAAGAGCGAUGUUACGAGACGGCUGUGGUCGGAGAACGCUGCGUGGUCCACCAGAACUGCUACCUGGGUGAGCAAGGCCCGGAGAAACAGGCGUUCUGCGUGCGCGGCUACUGUUCUUGCCAGCUACAGUUCAGCCCUAGAGACAAUGGGACCAGGUGUGUUCGAGAUGCUACCCUUGGCGAGGAGUGUGAAGACCAGCUACAGUGCGCCGCCGGCACGGGGCUGGAGUGCCGCGGCACCUGCCGGUGUAAAGAGAACUGGGUGGCACACAACGAUACCAAUACAUGUGUGCAAUCGGUGAAAGCUCUGGACGAGCCUUGCGAGUUUGACGUGCAAUGCAGCGGGCUAGCAGGUUCUGCAGACGCACGUUCUUCGGGCGCCGCGCUGUGUCUGGGCGGCGUCUGCUCCUGCGCUUAUAGCGCCCGCGCCGCCGGCUCACCGCCGCGCUGCUGGCAGCGUCGCCGCCCUGGACAGGACUGCACACGUGACGAGGAGUGCGUAUCGGAAGAGGACGAACCAGGCUACUGUCUGUCAGGGCGUUGUACUUGCAAGACGUGUUCGCCGGACGCCAGAGAUUUUGGUGGCGCGAACACUCUCCCGCGCCCGCCAUUUUACGCCGCCGCCAUCUUGUCGAUAACCGCCGCCAUUUUGAGUCACUGACGAAAAGGAAAAUAUUAGAAAUUGUUGAACGAGAAAGACAAAUAUUGAAAGAUUAGUUAUUGUUGGACAAAAAGUCAAGAUUUGGAAGCUUAAUUAUCUAAUGUUGUUGUUAUAAAUUGUCGGUGUGUUAAGUGAUGGAUAAUAUCGAAUACAGACAUAUAAAGCAACGAAAUACUGUAAAAUAGGUAACUUUUGAAGUAAGAAAAGGAAGUCCAAAGGUCACAGAAAUAAUUUAAAAGUAAUUUUUAUUAGACGUAAUUUCAAAAGAUACCUACUCGAUGAAUUUAAUAUUUGAUUUUAAAAUUCUACAAAGAAGACCGGAACGAAAAAUAUUUAAAGGCUCAUCGGAAAUUUAAAGAGUAUCUGUUUCUUUUCGAAUUAAUUUUUACUUACAAGUUUUCAGUUUUACAAUAAGAAAUAAUAUUUCACCUAAAAACUAGAUCAUAUUGUUUGAUGAAGCGGCGAAAAAUUGAAAACGCUCAGUACCUUUAAGCAAGUUCACAAUGAGAUUUUAUAACACAAACUACUUAAAUAUUUUUACAUAGCAAUAAAUAAAAUAAUAUUUUUGUUAGUUUAGUUAUACAUCAAAACUAACUAAACAAAAUCAAAGUUAGAUAGUUUUAUAUGCACUUAGAUAAGUAAGUUGUUACUUGGUUGUUAGUUUUCAAAGUUUAUCGUAAGUUGUAAAUAAUGUUACUUAAUUGUUGUUACCUAUUGUAAAAUUUAACAUACAAACGUUAUUUUAUAUAAUGAAUUACAUAUUUCCUUCCCAGAUGUGGAUACAGUAUUUUCCGAGUGCAAUUAUUUCACUAAUUUAAAUUAUUAUUAACUUUAUGUAUGUAAGGAAACCAGUAUGUGAAUGGGUAGUAUGAUACCAAAGAAGUGUACACAACCACGAAAAUAUUAUGUACAUAAAUAAUUAUAUUUAUUUAAUAACGAAUUUGGCUAUUUUAUUCG